This is a messenger RNA of Stegodyphus dumicola, 615 nucleotides long. RefSeq lists its product as uncharacterized. The record is from RefSeq and is a predicted model, not a curated record. Lineage: Eukaryota; Metazoa; Arthropoda; Arachnida; Araneae; Eresidae.
AUGUUAGGUGCAGAAUGCUUUUCUGAUCAAAUUCAUCCACGGAAUUCUAAUUUAACUCUUCAAAAUUCUGUAUUUGGAUACAUUGCUACCGGUGUACAAGUUGGUUCAAAUUCUGGCAAUACGAUUCAGUGCGGAUUUAUGAGAGUCGAAGAAGACUUAAAUUCACUAAUCAAGACUUUUUGGGAAAUUGAGGGUGUUACAGAAUCUCUCAAAAUAAAAAAUAAAGAAGAAGUAGAAUGUGAGGAGCAUUUUGUGAAAACCCAUCAGAGGGAUAUUGAGGGUAGAUAUGUAGUGACUCUACCAUUAAGGCAAGAUGUUCAUUUGGGUGAUUCUUCGCAAUUGGCCACCCAACGGUUAAAUAAUUUGUGGAAGAGACUAGACAAAACCCCUGACAUGUCUAGGAUGUAUUGUGAGUUCAUGAGUGAAUAUGAAGCGUUAGGGCAUAUGCAAAAAAUGCAGAGUGUGUCGGAAACUCCUAAAUACAUAAUGCCUCAUCAUGGUGUUUAUAAGGCAGAGAGCAGUACAACUAAGUUAGGAGUGGUAUUCGACGUAUCGGCUCCUUCAUCGUCUGGUUUUUCAUUAAACGACUGUUUGAUGAAUGGAGGUAUAGUUUAA